This is a messenger RNA of Cuscuta epithymum, 2749 nucleotides long. The record is from the annotation of a GenBank genome assembly. Lineage: Eukaryota; Viridiplantae; Streptophyta; Magnoliopsida; Solanales; Convolvulaceae.
AUCAUGGGGGUGGUUGCCCCCUUACAAGAUUUUUUAAGACUUUUGCCCAAAAGAAAAGUUUAAGGGCAUGCAUCAUCCUUGUCGACAACUUUAGGGGCAUUUUUGCCCCUUUUCCCAACCCUAAAAUAUACUUCGUAUUUUGAAUAUGUUUUAUAUAAAUCAGCACAAUCUACAAAUCUAUUCAAAAUUUUAUAAAUUUCCGCGGAAUCCGGCUGAAACUGGCUCCUAAAUAACGAAGUACGUAAUAAUGACAGAGGUAAAACGACAGUGGACUGGGUAGUCUGUAGCAAGCCAACAUCAUCAUUAUCUUCAUUCAAUUUAGGUUUGAAACUUUCAGAACUGAAUAGCUGAACUCACGGAUUGAAAAGAAGCACCGAUUGAGCCUUUGCUAUUUUCCUAUUUUCCUCUUGCGACUUGCGGAACUGCGGUCCUCUCUUGCGAGCUCUGCCUCUAAGGCACUGAGUGACUAAGUGUUCAACUAGUGACCCAUCGGCCAUUGGUACACAGUGCUUCAACUGGAGAUCCAUUGGGCCAUUGGUACCUCUAACACCGUCAAUUACCAGUCUGAGUUUAAAAUCUUGAUCACUAUGGACACAGGUGGGCACAUACACUGUUCCUAAUAAUUGGUUCAAGAGACUCUCAUUUCCGUGACUAGCUGCCUCCAGUUAUCUAUCCAAUGGCUGCUCAUAUGAACAUGGAGAUUGAGGAUGAUGAUUAUGUUGAGUAUGUUCCUGUGGCAAAACGAAGGGCGCUCGAGGCACAGAAAAUCCUACAACGGAAGGGCAAAUCUGCACCGUUAGAAGAGGAAACUGAAAAGACAAAACAAGUUGAGGCAAAGCCGAGCUUGCUUGUGAAGGCUACUCAGCUAAAGAAGGAAAUGCCAGAGGUUAGUUUGACUGAGCAAAUGGUUCAGCAAGAGAAAGAAAUGAUUGAGCAUCUCUCUGAUAGAAAGACUCUGAUGUCAGUGCGUGAACUUGCAAAAGGGAUUACCUACACAGAUCCUAUGUUCACUGGUUGGAAGCCUCCAUUAGCCAUCAGAAGGAUGGCAACAAGAGCCCGUGACACCAUUCGUAAACAGUGGCACAUUAUUGUGGAUGGAGAUGAUAUCCCUCCGCCCAUUAAGAAUUUUAAGGAUAUGAGGUUUCCUGACCCUAUCCUGGACAAGCUUAAAGCUAAGGGAAUUGUUCAACCGACUCCAAUCCAGGUACAAGGAUUGCCUGUCAUCUUGUCCGGAAGAGAUAUGAUUGGAAUAGCAUUUACAGGAUCAGGGAAGACGCUGGUUUUUGUUUUACCACUUAUCAUGGUGGCCAUACAGGAGGAGAUAAUGAUGCCUAUUGUGCCUGGAGAAGGGCCAUUUGGAUUAAUCAUUUGCCCAUCUAGGGAGCUUGCACGACAGACGUAUGAAGUAAUAGAAGAGUUCCUAGAGCCUUUAAGGGGGUCUGGGUACCCUGAGAUAAGACAUCUAUUAUGCAUUGGAGGAAUUGACAUGAAGUCCCAGCUAGAUGUGGUGAAAAAAGGAGUUCAUAUUGUGGUUGCAACACCCGGAAGACUUAAAGAUAUGCUCGCUAAAAAGAAAAUGAGCCUUGACAAUUGCAGAUAUUUAACACUAGAUGAAGCGGACAGACUAGUUGACCUCGGUUUUGAAGAUGACAUAAGGGAAGUGUUUGAUCAUUUUAAAGCCCAAAGGCAAACUCUACUUUUUUCUGCCACAAUGCCCACAAAGAUCCAAAACUUUGCGAGAAGUGCUUUGGUUAAACCUAUAACUGUGAAUGUGGGAAGAGCUGGAGCAGCUAACUUAGAUGUUAUCCAAGAAGUAGAGUAUGUGAAGCAGGAGGCUAAGCUGGUGUACCUUCUUCACUGUUUGCAGAAAACGCCUCCUCCUGUUUUAAUAUUUUGUGAGAACAAAGCUGAUGUGGAUGACAUUCACGAGUACCUGCUUUUGAAAGGAGUGGAAGCUGUUUCUAUUCACGGAGGAAAGGACCAAGAAGAGAGGGAGUAUGCCAUUUCAUCGUUCAAAGCAGGGAAGAAGGAUGUGUUGGUGGCAACUGAUGUUGCCUCCAAAGGGUUGGAUUUUCCUGAUAUUCAGCACGUGAUAAACUACGAUAUGCCUGCUGAAAUUGAGAACUACGUCCAUAGGAUCGGGCGUACAGGUAGGUGUGGCAAAACAGGAAUUGCCACAACGUUCAUAAACAAAACUCAGAGCCCAACAACCCUUCUUGAUCUGAAACAUCUCCUGCAAGAAGCCAAGCAAAGGAUUCCUCCGGUUCUCGCUGAACUUGAAACUCCAGGGGAGAAUGAUGAUGCAAUCACGAACGCAAGUGGGGUCAAAGGUUGUGCCUACUGUGGUGGUCUGGGUCAUCGUAUUAGUGAUUGCCCCAAGCUUGAGCAUCAAAAGAGCCAGCAAAUCGCGAAUCAAAGGCGAGAUUACUUUGGAUCUGGCGGAUAUCGAGGAGAAAUUUAAUUUGCUAUUGUGUAUUUUAUUAUAUUUUGUUCGUAUAAUUUUAAACUCAUUUAAUAACUCCAUUUUAUCUUUUGUAGCACAGUUGUUAUCUACGUCAUUACCCCUUGUACAGAUGAGAAAUAUGAAAAUUAUGUCAUUAUAUAAUGUGAUGAAGAGGAGAAGGUUUCAGGCUUCCAGUCAGCUUAGUCGUUUUGCUUGUUUAAAUGUAUCAGUGUGAUUGCUCUGUUUGGGCUUGUUUGUGAGGAUAUACUUCGUAAUAGAGUGCAUUUACUCAUUACGGGCUUAGGG